AUGCAUUCAUUCAAGACUAAGUUGCCACGACACCCCAAACCGAUCAUUCACCCAUGCAAAUCGACGACUGAACCCAUAAUUAUCCAACGGCAUGAGCACCUCGCCUCCUUCACUCAAAGCACCCACAACACGAUCGAUCACAUCAUCGCCAUGCUCGUCGGUAAAGUUGGCAAACAGCGACAGCGAAGGGGUGAACUUGAAGGCGUGCUUCACGUAACUAUCAAUCGCCAUGACCUCAAGCGAUCCACCUAUAUUCGCUCGGGCCAUGGAAACCUUCCCUUCCGUGCCUGCUUCCCCCGGUCCAUAGCGAGUAAUGGACAUGAUGUUGGAUCCUGGAAUUGUUUGGACGUAGAAGUUCAGGGCGGUUUCGGCGUCGCCUUCGAACAUGAGGAAGGGGGUGACGGAUGUUGUAGUUGA
Messenger RNA from Aspergillus oryzae RIB40, 417 nucleotides. RefSeq lists its product as uncharacterized. The coding region runs from base 1 to 417 and encodes 138 amino acids. The record is from RefSeq and is a predicted model, not a curated record. NCBI's taxonomy places the organism in Eukaryota, Fungi, Ascomycota, Eurotiomycetes, Eurotiales, Aspergillaceae. The transcript has a single exon.